GCUCUGCAUCUCCGCUCCCUCUACUUUCCCGACGGUUCGAACCCAGAACCCUCCGAUCUCUGCCGCUCUGAUCCGUCGCAAGGCCGCCGAGAUCUCGCUGGCGAUUUGCCUCUGCUUUCCUCUGUCAUUUCACGUUUAUUUCGUUUUUAUUGCAAUGAUUCCUUCGUCUCAUUCCCCGAGACGAUAACCCUUUUCAUUCAUAGUUGGUACCGUGUAGUGGGGAUAGUUACUCCUAAAAUUAUCCAAGGUGGUCAUUGGAGAAUCAUUUAUGAUUUCAGGGCAACCAUUGCUGUCAUCUUCAGAUUCUUCCUCGGUGGUGGUUAAAGAUGGAAUUGCUGAUGCUUUGCUAAAAGACCUAGAAGACUAUGGUGAAGAUGUUCUUGUUGGCAAUACUGGUUUUCAUUUGAAAAAUCUUAGAUCGUUCUCAGUGGAAUGCCCCACGCAGGAGCAGAGAAGCCUUGUGUUGUGGGGUUCCAUGGAGCUGCAUGACAACAAUAACACUUCUACAACUUUUGAAAUUUCCAGGGGUUCAUCUACUGUGCAAGAAAAGUUGAACAAGUCUCGGAAGCUAUGCAACAAAAGUGUAGAAUUUGAUGAUGAUCCGUCAUAUGCAGAAGAUCCGAGGUUGAUAUACAUUAAUGAUCCAAGGAAAACUAAUGACGAGUAUGAGUUUACUGGGAAUGAGAUUCGAACAAGCAAGUACACACUGAUCACAUUUUUGCCCAAGAACCUUUUCAUUCAGUUUCAUCGAGUCGCUUACUUAUAUUUUCUGGCUAUUGCUGCUCUCAACCAGCUGCCACCUCUUGCAGUCUUUGGGAGAACAGUAUCUCUUUUCCCCCUCCUGUUCGUGCUGUGUAUCACUGCUAUUAAAGAUGGUUAUGAGGAUUGGCGAAGACAUAGGUCAGACAGAAAGGAGAACAACCAGGAGGCCCCAGUGCUUCAAUCUGGGAAAUUUCGGUCAAAAAAAUGGAAAAGGAUAAGAGCUGGUGAAGUUGUGAAGAUCUAUGCUGAUGAGACAAUUCCAUGUGACAUGGUUUUGUUAGGGACAAGCGAUACUAGUGGACUUGCUUACAUUCUGACCAUGAAUUUGGAUGGGGAGUCAAACUUGAAGACAAGGUAUGCUAGGCAGGAGACAGCUUCUUCAGUUUUUGAAGAUUGUAUGGUAUCAGGGCUGAUUAGAUGUGAGCAACCUAAUAGGAAUAUCUAUGAAUUCACUGCUAACCUGGAGUUCAAUGGACAAAAAUUUCCUCUUAGCCAAUCAAAUAUCGUUUUGCGUGGCUGUCAGCUGAAGAAUACUGAUUGGAUAAUUGGAGUUGUGGUCUACACUGGACAGGAAACAAAAGCAAUGUUGAAUAGUACAGUAUCCCCUGCAAAGCGAAGCAAAUUGGAAAGUUACAUGAACAGGGAAACUUUCUGGUUAUUUAUUUUUCUUCUUGUAAUGUGUUCUGUGGUGGCCCUUGGUAUGUGCCUAUGGCUCCAUCACCAUGAGGAGGAGCUUGACACCCUGCCUUAUUACAGAAAAAUAAUGAUCCCCAUCUCUCUUUAUAUUACCAUGGAGAUGGUUCGCUUGGGACAAUCAUACUUCAUGAUUGAAGACAAGCACAUGUAUGACAGCAGCUCUGAUUCAAGAUUUCAGUGCCGAUCAUUGAAUAUAAAUGAGGAUUUGGGUCAAAUACGCUAUGUCUUUUCAGACAAAACAGGGACGCUUACUGAAAACAAAAUGGAAUUCCGCCAAGCUAGUGUGUAUGGAAAGAACUAUGGAAAUUCUGUUUUUAUGGUGGAUAACAUCACAGAUUCUGCUGUUGGUAGAAGAAGAUGGAAACUUAAGUCUCAAGUUCCUGUUGAUAUUGAGCUCAUGCAAUUAUUGCGCAAAGGCUUGGCUGGUGGUGAGGGAAUGGCUGUGCACGAGUUCUUUCUUACACUUGCUGCUUGUAAUACUGUAAUCCCAAUGCAUACUCAAAGUUCCUCUUUGGAUAUGGGAAGAAGUGAUGCACAGGAAGAUGUGGAAGUUAUUGAGUACCAAGGUGAAUCUCCUGAUGAACAAGCACUAGUUUCUGCAGCCUCUGCUUAUGGUUACACUCUCUGUGAGCGCAUGUCUGGGCAUAUAGUAAUUGAUGUCCUGGGUGAAAAAUUAAGGUUGGAUGUCUUGGGUCUGCAUGAGUUUGACAGUGUGCGCAAGAGAAUGUCUGUUGUCAGAUUUCCAAACAAUAGUAUGAAGGUGCUGGUUAAUGGUGCUGACACUUCAAUGUUCAGAAUUUUAGCCAAAAACACUGAGAAGGAUGACCAAAUAAGGCGUGCAACUCAGACUCAUUUGACUGAAUAUUCAUUGCAAGGUCUUCGCACUCUUGUAGUUGCUGCAAGGGAUCUUACAGAUGCAGAACUUGAGCAGUGGCAGUGCAGGUUUGAAGAUGCUAGCACUUCAUUAAUUGACAGAACUUUAAAACUACGCCAAACAGCAGCUCUCAUAGAAUGCAACUUAAAUCUACUUGGAGCAACUGCAAUUGAUGAUAAACUACAAGAUGGGGUACCAGAAGCAAUUGAGGCUCUUCGUCAAGCCGGAUUAAAAGUCUGGCUUCUGACUGGUGAUAAGCAGGAAACAGCAAUUUCUAUUGGUCUUUCUUGCAAACUUUUGACUACUGAUAUGCAGCAGAUAAUUAUAAAUGGCAAUUCAGAGGAGGAAUGCAGAAAUCUUUUGGCUGAUGCAAAGACCAAAUAUGGUGUACAAUCACCCAAUAGAACAUAUCAGAAUUCAAAAUUGAAAAGGAAUGCUGAAAAUGGAUAUCUUGAUUUACCGCAUGAUGGUACUAGAAGUUCUAAUGGGUUACAGUGGCAUGCUAGGAAGGAAGAAAGACCCAUAGCACUCAUAAUUGAUGGCAACAGUUUGGUGUACAUUUUGGAGAAGGAUUUAGAGUCAGAUGUAAGAAUACUGUUUCCUCAGAUAAAAUUGGUUGUGCUAUGUUGUCGUGUUGCACCAUUGCAGAAAGCUGGAAUUGUUGAUAUGAUCAAAAGCCGAACUGAUGAUUUGACACUGGCUAUUGGUGAUGGGGCUAAUGAUGUCUCUAUGAUCCAAAUGGCUGAUGUUGGUGUUGGAAUAUGUGGUCAGGAAGGGCGUCAAGCAGUGAUGGCAUCAGAUUUUGCUAUGGGCCAGUUUCGUUUUCUGAAGAGAUUGCUUCUGGUACAUGGACACUGGAAUUAUCAGCGUGUUGCUUAUUUAGUUCUGUACAACUUUUACCGUAAUGCUGUUUUUGUGCUGAUGCUAUUCUGGUAUAUAUUAUGCACAGCAUUUUCAACAACUUCUGCACUAACAGAUUGGAGCAGUGUAUUUUAUUCUGUUAUAUAUACAUCCAUCCCAACAAUUGUUAUUGGCAUUCUGGAUAAGGACUUAAGUCAUAGGACUCUUUUACAGUAUCCAAAACUAUAUGGUGCAGGGCAUAGGCAUGAGGCUUAUAAUCUGCAACUGUUUUGGAUCACAAUGAUUGACACAUUAUGGCAGAGUUUUGUUCUCUUCUAUGUACCUCUCUUUACCUACAAGGAGAGUGCAAUUGAUAUAUGGAGCAUAGGCAGUUUAUGGACUAUAGCAGUUGUUAUUCUUGUAAAUAUGCACCUGGCUAUGGACAUUAAACGAUGGGUGCUUAUUACUCAUGCUGCAGUGUGGGGAUCAAUAAUUAUCACCUAUACAUGCAUGGUGGUAUUGGAUUCUAUACCUAUAUUCCCCAAUUAUUGGACAAUUUACCAUCUCACUAAGUCACCAACCUAUUGGCUCACCAUAUUUCUUAUAAUAGUUGUUGGAUUGCUUCCUCGAUUUCUUGUCAAGGUUGUACAUCAGAUCUUUUGGCCUUCAGAUAUCCAGAUAGCCAGAGAAGCAGAGUUACCAAAAAAACCACCUGAGAGGUCGAAGACUGAUCAAGGGUCCAGUUAAUCUCUAUUUUGACACCCUUUUUUGAAAUGAUUUCUAAGUCUGUCCCUCAUUUGGCCUUCCUAUGGCAUGCAGUUGCAAGUUAAAUGAAGGUUCUUGGAAAAAUUGUUGGAUAUACUAUAUUUAUAAGAUCUGCAUUUGCAUUGCCAAAACAAUAAUAGGUUGGUGGUUAGAAGUUUUAUCACUGCACUAUAGGGCCUGAAAAUUUUUUUGGUUCUUCACACUUUUCAUUUUUGGUUGUUUACGGUCUGAAGGGGCCAAGGGUGAGGAUGAGUUAUUAAAAACUGAAGGGUUAGAGAAAAUAAUGAAAAAGCAUAUGGUAUAUAAUAGUUGUGUUAAGGACAGGUAUACAUUUUUUCAUUUUUUUGUUUGUCUUUUUUCUUCUCUUUGUGGUUACAAGUGGAAUGAAGUGUAGAGAACUAG
Messenger RNA from Rubroshorea leprosula, 4339 nucleotides. Lineage: Eukaryota; Viridiplantae; Streptophyta; Magnoliopsida; Malvales; Dipterocarpaceae. The record is from the annotation of a GenBank genome assembly.